Molecule: messenger RNA, 3304 nt
Organism: Cuscuta epithymum
Lineage: Eukaryota; Viridiplantae; Streptophyta; Magnoliopsida; Solanales; Convolvulaceae
Source: the annotation of a GenBank genome assembly
GAGCAAUCACUAAGGCAAAUAUCCUUAAGGCAUUAGGGCUCGUACAACCUAAACGGAGUCACAUGAUCAAAUACAACCCGCAUGUUGUUAAUAUCGGCAAUAUCAAAUCCCAAUUAACGAAAUUGCUUGGCUUCUACGUGUGAAGUUCGUCCAUGGAGAUGCUGAACACGGAUUUCAUCGGCGGAGAAAAAACAUUCAACUUCUCGAAUUUUGAUCCAUCAUAUUUGGAAGGAAAAACAAGCGAUGAUAGCAACCAUAGCACCAUAUCGAGCGAGGAAAUACCACCGGUGUCACAUGAAACAUUGGGAAGCGAAGACGACGACGACGACACCGAAAGUUUCAACAGUGAGGAUUAUGCCGGAAGCAGGAGCGAGUAUGAGAGUGAAGAAGCUUGGAAGGAGACGAAGGUGUACAUUAGACGGCUGGUUGAGUCUCAGUACAUCCACUCUAUACGGAGGAGGCUUUGGAUGGGUAUGUGGAGGAGUAUUUAGAGGAGGACUCAGAGGAGGAUCCAGAGGACGAUUCAGAGGACGAUUCAGAAGACGAGGAUCAGUAUCCAUCUCAUUAUAGCUCCGUGAAGGAUUACACCUCCAUGGCCAUUGAUCAGUACAAUGCUGAUAACGUAUGUGUUACAUAGUAAUUCUUCAAAGUAAUAUCUUUCCCCUGCUCUCUUGUCAUUAUGUAUCCUUUCCCUGAGCUUGCUUGGUGUGUUGAUUUCUGUGAAUGGAAGGAUUAAUUUUUAUUUUACUACUUCAUCUAUAUUCGUUAGCUGUUUUAAUGAGAAAUACUAAAAUAGGUACAUGAUCAGUUAGUCCCUGUAUUUCUAUAUAGUUAUUUAUCUUCACUAUACCUUUGACCUUUCAAAUGGACACCUAUUCUAGAAACUAUAUAUCUUCACUUCCAUCUAAAAUAUCUGACCCAAACAAGCCGCGUGUCAUUUAGUGACGUGGGCCCGCUUGUGUAGAUUUGAAAUCGUCCAAGGCUUGACCAGCAUACUCCUUGCCCAACUUAGAACUCCGGUAGAGGAGAAGCAGGUAGUACGAAAAAGCACAAUGCACAUAGUGAGGCAGUGAAAUAUAGCUCGUAAGUCUGGGCAUCGUAGGUUCCAUGAGUUGUGCGCAUUAGGACGGCUAGUCCUAGGUGUGAGGCACUGCGCCUCUAUUUUUUUCGAACGAUUUCCAUUAUCCUGUUUUUUUAUGAUAAGCUGUAAUUGUUUUAGAGGGAAUAUAUAUCUGUUACAGUCAUCUGGUUUGUUUGGUUUGUUUGCUUUAUGUUAUGUUAUGUUAUGUUCUGUUAUGUUAUGAAUUAUGAAGUCUGAACUUGUUAAUAUUGUGAGUUUUGAUGUUGAUAUUUCUGUAUGAUUUAGUUUGUAUUAUGCUCUGCUAGAGAUGUAGUCUUAUAUUAUGAAGCACAUUCCUAUAUUAAUAUUCAAAACAUGGUGUUAAUGUUUUGAGUGCAAGAUAAUAUGUAACGAUAAUCUGUUUAGCAUACAGAUACGCCAUUUACCUUAGCUGUCUGUGCCUAGUGGCUAGCGCCUUGACUAUUGGAACCUAAGUUUCUUCUAUGCGCCUUUUGAAACUUAGGAUCAGAUCAAUACUGUUCUUUUUGUUAAUUUCAUGAACUAACUGUUUUUUUAUGGGAAUUUUAGAAUGCAAAGCUGGAUCUAGUGCGGAUCAAGAAAGUAAACUAUGGACGUUGUUGUGGUUACAAUUACUAUAUAACAAUCCUAGCCAAAGACACCAUUUCGGGAGAGGUUAAGACUCUUCAAGCCAAGGCUUACCAUUGCAUAUUCAAAGAAGAUAGAAGUUUGACUUUCGUGAGGUUGGCACCAGGACAGCAAUGGUAAUAAUCUCCUAUCUCUGCAUCUAGCUAAAGUUCAUGUUCUGUAUUCCCACAAUUAAUUUGGGUGAUUAUUCCAUCACUUGCCAUGGUGGUAGUAAUCUUUUCCAUCACAGUUUCUUUUCAUAAUAACUUUGCAAAAAUAUUUGAGUGCAGCCCAAUGUAGAAGUUUUCUUCUAUUCUUCUUUUCUUCUUUGGACCCCUGCCUCUCUGUUCUCCACGUUCCCUUUGAACCCCUGCAACUCUGCUCUCCAUGUUCUCUUUGAAGUUUCAACAAUUCAACCCCUGCCUCUCUUUUAGCUUCGUUGACUCUCCUGCGUGCUUGCUGUUGACGCAUUUCAUUUUACUUGCAGAUUAGCCAAUUCAAGUGCGAAUGAGAAUCGUAAAUUUGAGCUGCUGGAGAAUGGAGAAUGGUGUUGGAGCUGAUGCCAUUGAAUUUUAAUUAUGGUGUGAUGGUGCGUGAGCUACAAAUAAUUGCAACUGCUCAUUGAUGUAAGCGAUAUAAGGAGAACUUCAAGGGUACUAUGGAGGAAUCUUGCUACUAUUAUAUUACUAGUAGCUCACCCGUGCUAUGCACGGCAAAAAGCUUAAAUAUAUAUAAUUAAAAAAACGUUCUCAAAAAUCAUAUUGUCACAUCAAUUAAAAGAAUUAAAGUUGAAUAAGAAACAUUAGAUCUACAAAUUAUGAAAAACUUUUUUGUAGACAACAUUAUGCUUUGUGCAUCACCAUCUACUAACAAAAAUUUCAACCUUUUUCAAUUAGUAACUCUGAAAAUCGCAACAUAAAGUUGACCAUGAGAGAUUUCUUCAACAACCCCACAUUAGAGAGAGAUUGGUCUUGACUCUUGACUUUUAUUAAUUAUCUUUGCAUAAGCAACCAUUAUUGGAAAUUGUCUACUCUGAAAUUUGAAUGGAUGUCUCUCAUCUAAAAGCGUUAGUGAUAAUCUUGGAAUGAGAACGUGUUCACCCAUGCUUCUACCACUGAUAAUUGUGGCUUCUAAAAUAUGGUCAUCGAGCUUACUGAUUAUAUCCUAGUACUAUUGCAUAAUCCCAUAAAAUGGUCUAUGUUUCGCAAAAGCAUCACAUGAGUACCAACUUUCAAAGUGAUCUCAUGAUUGGAUACACCAAUUUUAGUAGUUACACUCAACUAAAUACGUAGCAUGUUGAUGGCAUGACUCACAAAAUAUUGUGAAAGUUUAGCAAAACGAAGACUUUUAUGCAUUAAAAUAUCGCAUGUGUUACUCCUUGCCACGUUAUCUUUGCCCCGCUUUACUGUUUUCAUCCAUUCGAAUAAGUUUGUGUCAUGCCAUAUUUUAUAAAGUUUGAUUGAUUACAAUUUUUUAUUUAUUUACUCUUUACCAAUUAACUAAUAUGUACUACUCAAUUUCACCUUUCUUUAUAAUCACACCACACCUUUUGUCCGAAUUUAGGGGGACAUAAGUAUAAGUAUUAUAUACAAAUUAAAC